Budorcas taxicolor (takin) is the source of this 707-nucleotide messenger RNA. RefSeq names its product S100 calcium binding protein A9 (gene S100A9). Gene Ontology annotation, molecular function: calcium ion binding. The transcript is spliced from 3 exons. Bases 172 to 621 code for a protein of 149 amino acids. Gene Ontology annotation, cellular component: cytoplasm; nucleus; extracellular exosome. The record is from RefSeq and is a predicted model, not a curated record. Gene Ontology annotation, biological process: endothelial cell migration; antimicrobial humoral immune response mediated by antimicrobial peptide; response to lipopolysaccharide. NCBI's taxonomy places the organism in Eukaryota, Metazoa, Chordata, Mammalia, Artiodactyla, Bovidae.
GCAAUCUUCACGCGACAGGGCUGAGUGUCUCGAUCAGUGGUGUAUAAAAACUGGGCCCGCAUCUUGCUGUCAAACCCUUCUGUGCGGCUCGGCUUGGACAGUAGGAGGGUCAAAGGAAGCUUGACAGUCUUCUAAGCGUCCAACUCCGUUGCUCAAACAGAAGGCAGAAAAAUGGCGGACCAAUUGUCACAAAUGGAAUGCAGCAUAGAAACCAUCAUCAACAUCUUCCACCAGUACUCUAUACGGCUAAGGGACCCAGAAACCCUGAUGCGGAAAGAAUUCAAACAGCUGGUGCAAAAAGAGCUGCCAAACUUUCUCAAGAAGCAGAAUAAGGAUGAAGAGGCCAUCAGCGAGAUCAUGGAGGACCUGGACACAAACCAAGACAAGCAGCUGAGCUUCGAGGAGUUCAUUAUGCUGGUGGCCAGGCUGACGGUAGCCUCCCACGAGGAGAUGCAUAGGACCGCACCCCCGGGAAGAGGGCACCGGCACGGGCCAGGCUUCGACAAGGGUGGCGCAGGCCCGUGCCCUGGCCAGGGCAGCCCCGACCACAGCCACGGCGGUCACGGCCACAGCCACGGCGGUCACGGCCACAGCCACGGCGGUCACGGCCACAGCCACUGAUCAGGAGGCCAGCCACUGCCCACCUAGGGCCUCAGGGCUGCCUUCGCUGUGGGGCAGGGCAAUGGGGGUGAAAUAAAGUCUUCCUC